Molecule: messenger RNA, 1612 nt
Organism: Dreissena polymorpha
Lineage: Eukaryota; Metazoa; Mollusca; Bivalvia; Myida; Dreissenidae
Product: multiple epidermal growth factor-like domains protein 10
Exons: 11
Coding region: 236-1612 (458 amino acids)
Molecular function (GO): scavenger receptor activity
Source: RefSeq, a predicted model, not a curated record
AGAUGGUAUUGUAAAUAACCAAGGCAGUGCUGACGAUUGUGGAUGUUGCGCAGCUCUCCUUAGACCGGCAUGGGUGCAACUGACACUUAACAAGACUUGUAUUGUGGAAAAGAUUGUAGUUCUGGGACGUGCAGAUGAAGAAUCCACUCAGUUGUUCAACCUCACACUUUCACUGGGAAGACAUAAGAAGUCACUUCAGGACGAAGCGCUCAUUUUGCAAAAUCGGUCUUAUGCGAUGAAAGUACUGGCUUCUCCAAGGGAACUAGAUGCUGUUCGAGUUUCGGGUGGCACGGGACAAAACAUCGAUACCUAUAUGACUAUAUGCGAGAUUAUGCUAUACCGACAAGCAGACUGUCUACCCGGAAAGUACGGUGUAAACUGUUCUAAAGAGUGUCAUUGUCUUUCGGGACCAUGUGAAAGUGUCACGGGAACAUGCAUGCCCGCUUUAUGCAAAGACGGCUGGAGAGGACCCACCUGUAAUAAAACUUGCGAUCCUGGGUACUUUGGCAAGAACUGCUCCUCUGCUUGUCAUUGUUACAACGGUUCAAGCUGUCACCGUGUGUCUGGCCACUGUCCUGAUGGUCAGUGUGAACCUGGCUGGACUCAAAGUAACUGCAGCGUAGCCUGCAAACCUGGCUUCUACGGACAAAGUUGCUCUAUGGACUGUCACUGCGACAUGUGCCAUCACGUCAAUGGAUCAUGCGGCAUGUCUCCUCAAUGUCACGAUGGGUACAGAAUGGAAAAUGGUUUCUGUAAACAGCUUCCAGAGUGCCAUUGUGACAGGUAUUAUAACGCCUUAUUAGCUGUGUCUUCGGCCCUUGCAGUUGUGGUUGCGGCUGUAAUAGUAGUUAUUGUGGUUUACAGCAUUCGAAAACAUCGACAAUCUGCUGGAGGAACGCGUUCUAAGAGAGAAUCGUCUGCUCAAGAAAUGUACGACGACUUGAAACGAAAGUCAACAAACCUUAACUAUGACUGCCUUCAAAUGUCAAACGGUCAGCGAAAAAAUGCCGAAAAGAGUGGGAGCGAGGACGCAACACCAACCCUGUAUGAGACCGCUACGGAUGUCAAAAGCAUGAGACCGCCACGGAUGUCAAAAGCACCUGAUAAGGAGCCGUCAUAUUGCAUAGUGCCUUUCAUGUUGUGGAACAACUGGAUAACGCUACGGAGUCUUGGUGGGCAGCCAAUCUUUGCCAGGACGAUGAAUAGUCAAUCCCUGCUGAAAAAGUCGUUUGCUUUGGUAAGGUCUAAGAAGGCGAGGAAGAGGGGCUUGUGUUACUCUCUGUACUAUUACUACAGUUGCCUGAUAGAGAAGUUCAUAUCUAUGGUUGAUCUCUCUGAGCAGAGCGCGCACAUCGACUCUGGAAACAUAUUAGAAAGCUUAUAUCUGUAUGCUUGCAUGUUCCUCUGGCUGAGGGAGCGCUUGUAUUCCAAGUCGGUUCUUAGGCGUUAUUCUAGGGCUAGGGAAUGUGGAGGACGAAGCUGGAUUGACCUCUCCAGCGCGCAAGUCUGGCCAAGAUGGUAUGGAGGGUCAGGUGUUGCCCAUGCAGAAGACCACCUUACUGCACGUAAGCUGACAAGGUCAGACCGCCUUAGGGACUCCGGCUACGGAUAA